AAGAACCAGAGUCGAAGGGCACACCGGCUUGGCCUGGGUGCCGUAGGUCCCGUUCGAAACAAUUGCUGACCAUGCUAUCGUAUCCCCAUGCCCCAAUGGACCCACAGCAAAUAUGGAGUAUGUGGAGUAGACGGUGCACCAGGAGAAAAGUGCGAGGUCGGAUUCGAAAUUGGCAGAGAGUAUAAAGACAGAGCGAUCUGCCCUCUGCAGUCUGCACUACUGUCCGACUACAGCGCUCAUCACACGCCAAAUUCUCGUCGAAGGCUUGACUUGUCUUGGCCCCUUGCUGAGAGUUUAACGCCCAUUCUUGUUUCUACUUGGCUCUUUUGCAGCAUAAACGUGCACAAGUCGUCGCCUACAGAUCAUCGACUCUCGACAAAAUGGUCGGUUUCCUUGGAAUGACGGGCAAGGCCCUGUCCAUUGCCCAAAUCGCUCUGGUUGUUGCUCCAUCGUUCAUUUUGUUCGGUUACAACCAGUCUGGUCUUGGUCCCCUCCUCUCAGAAGAGAAUUGGAGACAUCAAUUCCCCCUCAUCAACACGGUCGACUACACCGGCGAGACCAAGGCCCACCACGCUACUCUCCAGGGUCUCAUUGUCGCAACUUUCACAAUCGGUGCUUUGAUCGGCGCAUUGAGCUGCAGUUAUACCGGUACUCUUCUUGGAAGACGAUGGGUCAUCUUCAUUGGUGCUCUCUGCACACUUAUUGGCGAGGCCAUUGAAUGCUCUGCAUUCGAGCUCGCUCAGCUUAUCGUUGGCCGUAUCAUCAUCGGUCUCGGUGUUGGUCAGCUCUCUGCUACAGUCCCCGUCUGGCAAUCCGAAUGUUCAUCGGCCAAGAACCGUGGUAAGCACGUUGUUCUUGACGGUAUGUUCAUCUCAUUUGGUUAUACUCUCGAGUCUUGGAUCGAUUUCGGAUUCUUCACCCUGAAGACUGGAUCCGUCACCUGGCGUCCCCCGAUCGCCAUCGCCCUGCUCUUCUCGCUCAUCGUUCUGUUCUCCAUCUGGUUCUUCCCCGAGUCGCCCCGCUGGCUUCUCGCUCAGAACCGCGGUCAGGAAGCUCGCGAGAACUUGGCUGCCCUUAAGGGUCUUCCUGCUGAUGCUCCUGAGAUCGAAGCCGAAUGCGUUGGCAUCGAGAUCUCCCUCGAAGACUCCUCGGCCAAAGCCGUCUCGUUCAAGGAUUUGUUCAAAAUGGGCGAAGACAAGCUUGCGUACCGUUUCGGUCUCUGUAUCCUGCUCCAAUUCUUCCAGCAGAUGUCUGGAACCAACCUCAUCUCCGUAUACGCCUCUACCAUCUUCCAACAGGGUCUUGGCAUGAGCAGCUACAACUCCAAGCUUUUGUCUGCCGGUACUCUCACCUGGAAGUUUUUGUCCUGUUUCGUCGCCUUCUUCUGCAUCGACCGCUUCGGUCGUCGUCUCUGUUUCAUGGUCUCUGGUGGUGGCAUGGCCUUGUGCAUGGUCGCUCUUGCCGUCGCAACUUCCUUCCCUCACGACAAUUAUGGUGCCUCCGUUGCUGCAGCCUUUUUCGUCUACCUCUUCUGCUUCUUCACCCCCAUUGGUUUCCUCGGUGCCAACUUUUUAUACUGUAGCGAAAUAAGUCCCACGAAACUGCGUGUCGCCAUGGCCUCCAUCUCUACUGCGAACCAUUGGCUGUGGAAUUUCGCCGUUGCUAUGAUUACACCAGUAGCCAUCAACAACAUCGGCUACCAGUACUACAUCGUGUAUGCUUGCAUCGGCUCAUGCAUUCCCGUCACUGUCUACUUCCUUUACCCCGAAACCAAGGGACGCUCAUUGGAAGAGCUGGACACCAUCUUUAGGGACAGCCCCUCAGUGUUGGGUACUGUGAAGUACGCUAAAUACAAGCCUAUGAUGGCUGCGGAUGAAGUUCCUUACAGCAAGACCAACGAUGUCCACCUCCAAGAGAAGGUUUAAGGCACGGGUGCUGGACAUUCCUGCUGGAAAAGUUUUCUAUGAAUAUGUAUGAUUUUUAAUGUCACCAAAAGAUGUGCCACUUC
Messenger RNA from Aureobasidium pullulans EXF-150, 2008 nucleotides. RefSeq names its product putative sugar transporter. The transcript is spliced from 2 exons. Gene Ontology annotation, biological process: transmembrane transport; carbohydrate transport. Gene Ontology annotation, cellular component: membrane. The record is from RefSeq and is a predicted model, not a curated record. Bases 381 to 1925 code for a protein of 514 amino acids. NCBI's taxonomy places the organism in Eukaryota, Fungi, Ascomycota, Dothideomycetes, Dothideales, Saccotheciaceae. Gene Ontology annotation, molecular function: carbohydrate:proton symporter activity.